AGCUGACACUUCCGCAAAUGUAUACAAAUAAACAAACUUUUGAAAGCUGACUUGCGGAAACUUUAGGUUUUGUUCAUCAAAUGUACACUUCCAAGAGUUUGGGGCUUGGCAAAGAUGGCUGGUGGAAGUGAUGUCUUACAAGAAGUACGCAUAACCCUAGAUGACCUAGGAUACCGCGAACCACUUCCACCCCAUGGGCUUCCACUUGUACACCAUCUUCUUGACGAUCUUGUAUCUGCGACAGCCGAGCUGAAGGAUGUCAGAGAGAAACUCAGUCAGUGCAAAAAGACAUGUGAGGAGGUGUCAGCCAGCGUGGCUCCAUACCGGGAGGAGAACGGGAGGCUCCUGACCCAGCUCAACGCCUUGCACAUGGAGAACAUUGCACUCAGGGAACAUAACGAGAAGCACAGCAAAGAGCUCCAGAAUGCCCUGCAGAAGCUAGAGAAGGAGAACCGUGAUCUGCGGUUCUUGGCCGGGGAGUACCAGAGGCAGAUCGAGGUCCUGGAGGCCGAGUCAAGGAGGAAGAGCGACAGGAUCCUUCAGCUGCAGGAGAAGAACCUCCAGGCUGUCAUCAGUACCCCAGGUGGUCGCAGAAAGCCUGUACCUUUUCAGCGUCAGCGCCUUGAAAUCACAUCUCAUCUUCCAGAGAACAACAUGUCUUCCUGUAACAAGUGUUCAAAGUGCGGGUGUGCUGCUGGUGCAGGUCGUCAGCAGAACAACAACGAUGCCUACCUUGCUGAUCUUUUGCGCAUGACAGACCAAAAGCUCCUUGACCUACAGCAGGAAGCAGAACGCAGUCAGCGACAGGCCAAGGAGUAUGAAAACCAAUGCUCCACUCUCAGGAAACAAGUUGCAUCCAGAGAAUCAGAGAUCGCAAGGCUCCAGGGUUUGUUGGAGGGAGGACGGACAGUAGCUGCUGUGCUUGAGGACAACCGCAUCCAUGCUGCUCAUGAGCAUCUCCACCAACUGCAGCUUCACAAUGAUCUCCUCACCAAGACGAACAUACAGCUGGAAAAUAAGCUUAAAAAUAUUCUUGGAGAUACGCAUGAAGCCAUGAAUAGAGCUGUAGAAUUGGCUGAUGAGAACACAGACCUCACCAAGGAACUCCAUGAUGUUGAGAAGACCAAUCGCCUCUUGGAGGAAGAUGUUCUCAACACGGCAGAAACACUCACACAAAAGCUUCAACGCACAAAGUCUAAACUUAUAAGCUGUGAAUCAGACCUUGCCGAGCAACACCGUCUGUUUCAUAUCAUGAGGGAUGAACGUGACAGGCUCUACAAGGAGCUGAUUCAUGUGCGUCAUGACCACUCACGGCUCACUCAUGAUCACACACGCUUAGUGACAGAACGGGUACCAAUGUUAGAUGAAAACAGGCGUAUGGAGGACCUCUUGCGAAAAGGACAGGAGGAGAAAAAGACACUGGUGGAUAAAAUAAAUCAUCUAACAGUGUCAUUACAAGAAGCUGAAACUGAAAAGCUUCGCCUGACAGACGAAGGAGAGACCCUUCGCAAGAAGAUUGCAGAGUUGACAGAGGAGAAGGACACUGCAGAGCAAGGGAAGUCCUUCUACACCAGUGAGACAGUGAAACUACAAGGCCAGAACAAGGAGAUGGAGCAAGAGAGGGACUAUUACAAGGAAGAAAUGCAGAAACUCCAGACGAAACAGAUGCAGCUGGAACAGGAGCUUGACUUCUUUAAGGACCAGUCUGGGGAGCUAUCGAGAACAAAGCAAGCUUUGGAACAAUCUCGAGAUUACAUGACAGAUGACAUGUCUAAACUACAAGCUCAGCUUAAGCAGCUGCAGCUAGAGAGGAAUUACUUCAGUGAACAGUUGAAUGUGAAUCAAGAUGAGAAGAGACAGGCUGAGAGGGAACGAGAGUACUAUAGUGAACAGGUUCUUCAGCUACUAGACAUCCUUAAGUCCAAGCCAACAUCAACACCCUCAUCACCAAUGCAGAUUGGAAGAAAAUCAAAGCCUGUGUCUCCAGAAAAUGAGCUUGCCAGAGUGUGUCAUGAAAGAGAUGUCUUGAAACAAGAGAGGGAUUUCUACAAGAUGCAGUACCAGUCACUAAGGAAUCAACAGCAAGCGCCAUUGUCUGGCAGAUCAGGCAGCUCUCCUGUAUCUGGGCCCUCUGGAAUUCCUAUAUCAGCAGGUUCUGUUCCAACAGGGGUACCAGGGGCAAUGCCAUUGGGUCCUUCAGGGAUUGCCCCUCCAUCGGCAGGUCUCAUAGGCAGUCCUGCCUCUGGAUCACCUCCACCUAGACCUCAGUCUGUACCAGGAGCAGCGGAUGUAGAGGCAGUUAGACGAGAACGAGAUUUUUACAAACAGCAGAUGGAAUACUUCCGCCAGCAGUAUAAUGCACAGAUGUCCCGCAUGCCCUCUGCAGCAGGUGUUCCAUCAGAUGGCCGGCCACCAAUGGCCAGAGGAUCUGCUGAGACUUCCCCUCCUGUGGAUGCUGAUUCAGCGGCUGUUAGGAGUGAGAUGGCAAUCUACCAGCAAGAAAGAGAUUUCUUCAAGCAGCAGUAUGAAAAUUUAAAGGCUAGUCUGGCUCAGCCAAUCCCUCAGGGAGAUGGUGCUAAGGAAAUAGAUGUCACUAAUGUUAUACGAGAGCGAGACAUCCUACAACAGGAACGAGAUUUCUUUAAAAACCACUACAAUGAAAUCUCUCGUAGGAUGGCUCAGGCGGCCAUUUCGACACCUUCUGUGCCUCAGUCCAUUAAACAAGAAAUAGAAUCAUUAAUGGCAGAGAAACGAGGGGUUGUAAUAGCCAAGGCAGACUUAGAGGCCAAGGUAAGAAAUCUUACUGAAAAGCUGAGGGAAGUUGAACAGGAAAAGAAUGAAAUUGACAACCACACAAGGGAACUUCAUGCAGCGAUUGAAAAACUCCAAGAUGCUGCCACCCAGAGGUAUCCCCCAUCCACGCAAGCCUUCAUCUCAGAGAUAAGAAAGGCUCGAGAUGCAGCUUUGACGGACCUUGAUAAGGUGAAGAAGGAACGGGAACUCCUCAGGGAAAAAUUGAGGAGCGCCACCACCAGCCAGAUGCGAGAGAAGGCCACGCUGGAGGAGGAGGCGUCCAACCUCCGGCACCAGACGGAGGAGGGAGGCAGGAUCGCUACGGAAUUGCAUCAGCGCCUGCAGUCCCAGGGCUCGCUCAUAGCAUCGCUGCAGGAUCAGGUGCAGGCCCUACAAGAUGCCCUCCAGCAGGCUAAUAAUGAACUGGGUCUGCAGGGCAAGCAGUCUGACGAUAUGAAAAAACUAUUGGAAAGGAAGGUAGGAGAGAUCGGCGACACAGAGCACCAGCUGGAGUUCCGCCUGAGCCAGCUCUCGGCAGCUGAGAACCGAGUGUCAGACCUGGAGACUGAGCUGGACAGAGUGACCAAGGAACUGGCGGUGGCGAGGGCAGACGGGGCAGCCCUGCGGGGGAAUGUCAGCCGUUUGGAUCACGACAAAGAUCUCCUGAAUACAGAGUUAGACACAAAGACCGAGCAAGUUCUACACCUGCGAGAGGAACUACGGAAGAAGGAGGCCACGAUAGCUCAGAUGGAGGGGAAUAUAACCAAGCUGGAGGGCAAGCUUGACGCGGCCAUGUCGGCUGUGGCGGCGGAGGAGCGCAAGUUCGAGAGCGAGGAGCGGCGGUGCGGGCGGCUGGAGCAGGACCUCGCCACGGUCACGCUGCAGAGGGACGGCGCCAACCAGGAGAUCAUUCGCUUGCAGAAGGAGAUCGCAGGCCUCACCCAGAGCUACAAGAGCCUACGCGAGGAGCUCGAGAAGUGCCAAAUAUCGAAGGAUAACUUUAAGAAAAAGGCGCAGGAAUAUUGCAGGACGUUGGAAGAGCUGACGCAUAUCCUGUCCUCAAAGGACUCGGAACAGUCCAGCCUCAAGAAGCAGUACCUCAACCUCAACGAAGCGGUCUCAUCCCUCAAGUCCCUGAACCAGUCCCUCGAGGAGAGCAUCAACUCGCGUGAGAAGGAGAUGACGAAGAUGGAGGCGAUGAUGGCCAAGUUCAAGGAAGAGAGGGAGGAGAUUAUUAGUCAGAUGAUGGAGGCAAGCCAGAAGUGCGACCAACUUGAAGAAGCCUGCAAGAAACUCGAAGAGGAAAAAUACAACAUCGAGAAGGACCUCAUCAACACACGAGACCUGGCACAGAAACUGGACAUGAAGAGAGGCCAGGCUGAUGGGGAGGUGGCCAGACUUUCCACUAGUCUUGAGAAGGUGAUGUCACAGAAGCGUUCCUUGGAGCAGAGACUAGAGGCCAUCAGCAGCCAGUUGAACAGUGAACGGACCACAGUGAGGUCGAUGGAAGAAGUCCUCAAUGACAAGCGCAGGUCUGAGUGGUCUCUUGAGGCUAAUAACAAGCAACUGGAGGUGGAAAAAGGCCAGCUGCAGAGAAGGAUAUCAGAACUACAAGCUCAACUGGAUGAUGAAAUGUCAGAGGGGAAGAGGUUUAGAAUGAGAACCACGCAGCUGGAAAGUGACCUGGAGAGACUUAGAAGGGACCUGACGGAUGAAAGGUUUGAGAGAGAAAAGGCUUCACAGGAACUGCGACGGGUACAGAGAUUCCAAAACAUUAACCGUGCAUUAGAUGCCCUUGGAACAACACCUUCCCCCCCUGGGACUAAAGAGGGAUCACGACCCCCAGUCAAGGUGUUGCCCCCUGACCCCCACCCUACUCCAGUCUCCUCAUCAUUACCCAGUAGAGCCGACUCCCCACCGGCGGCAGAAUCACAAGGGGCGGCCCACUUAGAGCGGCGCCGUAGUUUUAGUAAAGCACAUGCAUCUCACCUCCACAGUUCCUCCUCAGACACAGGACUUGAGAGGAGCCAGGCUGUCUCCAGCAGCUCUGACUCCCACAAGGAGCCCUGGAGACUGGCCUUCGGGAGCACCUCUUCCCAGCUGUCCCGCCGAGCAACUAGCCAGGAGUCCAUCCACCCGUCUCCCAUCACGUACAGACGGGCAACAGAGGAUAGCCCCCUCACUAGAGUAGGAUCCACAGGGAGGCUAGCGACCUCCUCAAUCUCCUCACAAGCAGGAGCAACCCUCACAACCUCACGUGACAGAGAUCUGGAUAGUAGAGAAAGCAUUCCGAGUGUGAGACCCAAAGACCCCAGCACAAGGUUGAGCAGGCAGGCUACCAGUGGUGGAGAGUCAGAUAGCUGGGGCUGAUAGGAAAAGUAAUUUGUGCUUCUUGGUAGUCUUUUUUUUUUUUUUUUUUUAUUCGUAUGUGUGUUUUUUUAAUCAUCACCUGCAUACCUUAUUUUGUAGUGUAAGUUGGAGCUUUUGCACAAGUAUGAUUAGUUGUAGGCAAAAUUUGUAAAAAUAAACCAAGUGGGAUUAUACUCCUAUAUUUGUAGCAGUUGUCAACACCAGUAGCUUUAUAUAAGAGCUGACUUCCAUUAUAACUUAAGUAUAUUACCUGACUUUAUUUUUUAUUUUUUUUUUUACAUUUCAGGUUUGAAACAGAACUGUGAUAAGAUAAAUUUUAUUUGUAAAUCUAAUUUCUGAUGUCAGAUUUAUUCACCCUCACAAGAAUCUCCCACUUUAAUUCUGCCUUGAAUUUUGUAAGGCCAUAAUUUUAUAGUGCAUUAUUAAAGAAAUUGAAAAGGAGAAAAUAAACAAAACAUAUGAAUAACAGGCAAAAAGAAAGUAACACAAAAGACAAGUUAAUGACUAACAUCUUUCAUAUAUAUUCAUGUUGUUUUUUCUCUGCUUUUCCAAAUCUCGUAUGCUCAGUUUCCAACGCUCUAGAUGCCUUGAAUUAUUUUGCAACACCAGUAAUCUCAAGUUUAACCCCCAUUAGACCUUUUGUCUUAGGAAUCUAAAUCUCCUUUCAGGACUUUUCUGUUAUUGUAUUUUUGAAUACACAUACACAUUCCCAGUCAUAAUUAUAAAAUAUUGAAGGGGCUAUCUCUAUCUAUGUGUUAUGGACAAUGGAGAGGAUUAAUAAAAAUUCUAGAUCAUCAGUAAUGCUCUCUAUCAUUAGCUUGCAAGGGUGUUUUUCUUCUUAUUUUACAGAAGAUUGGUAAAACAUAUAGGGAAAUGAGUCCUAUACUUAAUGUUUGUUCCCACUGUUGGAAAGGAAUCUCUUUUAGGCAUUCUCAUUAUUAGAGAUUAAAUCUUUUGCAUAUUUUCUGUUUUCUUUUUCAAGUUGUCAUUGAUGUUUUCAAUAACUAAAUAUAAUGGUAUGAAAACAGCAUGCAAAUAAAGGUUAGUAUGGCAUUAAUAA
This is a messenger RNA of Penaeus monodon (black tiger shrimp), 6223 nucleotides long. RefSeq names its product centrosomal protein of 135 kDa-like. The record is from RefSeq and is a predicted model, not a curated record. Lineage: Eukaryota; Metazoa; Arthropoda; Malacostraca; Decapoda; Penaeidae. The transcript is spliced from 28 exons. Bases 115 to 5163 code for a protein of 1682 amino acids.